AUGCUUUGGCUGAAGAAAGCGUCUCACCUCUUCACGUCGCCGUUAGUCAAAGGCGGGGUGACGGGAGCCAAGAUUGACGCUGAAAUGUCAGGCGGUGUCACACCCCUACUCCUCGCUUCUAGCCUCGGCCUAGAUGAAUCCCUGGACGAAAACCGCGUUGACGUCAACAUCACAGGGGAGGACGGCUUGUCUCCUCUUCAUCUAGCAACGUUCUUGGGUUUCGAGCAACUCGCAUGCGACUUGAUCAAGAGCGGGGCGGACGUCAACGCGAAGGGGCCCGAGAACGCCACACCUUUGCUCCUCGCCGCACGCGCCGGUCGCGUGCAACUCGCACGCGAGCUGCUGUCGCACGGAGCGGACGCAUCGGCGAGAACGCAGGAAAACUUCACGGCGGCGGAAAUCGCCGCCAUCAAGGGUCACGAGGACGUGGUCGCGUUGCUUCUAGAGCAUCAAACGGACGCGAGCGCCAGGCAAUCGGAGGCGGAAAUGUUGAUGCGACUGGCCGUCAGAUUCGGUCAGGCGGCUGUCGUGCGGAGGUUGUUGGCCAUGGGCGUGGACGUUAACACAGCGGGCGCGGAUAUGAACACAGCUCUACACCUCGCUGCCCUACACAGUCGCACCACCGUUGCCUCCGCGCUGUUAGAAAACGGCGCCAAUGUCGACGCGAAGGACCAAAACAACUGGAGUCCUUUGCAUCUGGCGGCCAACGACGGCAACCAGGAGAUAGCAGAACUUCUCCUUCAAUACGGAGCAGACCCUAACGUCAAGAACCGACGACCUUCUACCGGCAGAAAUAUGGUGGAAGGUCCGUACGGAGCUUCCGCGUUGCACUUUGCGGCGUACAAGGGCCACGGGCCGGUCCUUGAGGUACUCCUGCAGUACGGAGCGAACGUGAAUCUCAAGGACGAGACCAACAGUACCGCUCUGCACCUUGCGGCGAGCAACGGUCACAACCCUGCAGUGAAACUGUUGCUCGCAUGCAAUGCUGACAUUUCCGCUAAAGAGGACAGCGGCUUGACGGCGCUGCAUCUGUCAGCUUUAUACGGACACGCGGACGUUGCAGAGACUCUGUUGGCCAAAGGCGCCGACACUAACAACAGAAGCUUCGAAUUCCGCACACCUGUGCAUCUGGCCGCGUACAGCGGCAGCACCGUCAUCCUGGACCAUCUGUUCCGGAAUCAAAAUCCUGACGUGAACCCCAAGGACAAGGAGUGCUGGACGCCGUUGCAUUUCACGGCGUUCCACGGGCACAGUGAAGCCGUGGCGUGGUUGAUCAAACGCGGGGCGGAGGUGAACGCCAAAGAGAGCGACAGCGCGACUCCUCUGUUUUUGGCGGUGAUCAACGGACAUGAACACGUCGCGGAGACGUUGCUAGAAAACGGCGCUGACGCUAACGCAGCAGACAGCCGCGGGUAUACGCCUUUGCUUGUGGCACACAGUGCAGACCUUGAUUGA
This is a messenger RNA of Gryllus bimaculatus (two-spotted cricket), 1455 nucleotides long. Lineage: Eukaryota; Metazoa; Arthropoda; Insecta; Orthoptera; Gryllidae. The record is from the annotation of a GenBank genome assembly.